Messenger RNA from Temnothorax curvispinosus, 7047 nucleotides. RefSeq names its product vesicular inhibitory amino acid transporter-like. Gene Ontology annotation, molecular function: amino acid transmembrane transporter activity. The transcript has 4 exons. The record is from RefSeq and is a predicted model, not a curated record. Bases 2819 to 4441 code for a protein of 540 amino acids. Gene Ontology annotation, cellular component: vacuolar membrane. Gene Ontology annotation, biological process: amino acid transmembrane transport. Lineage: Eukaryota; Metazoa; Arthropoda; Insecta; Hymenoptera; Formicidae.
UAGAUGUAUCACAUAUUUUCGAUGUUUGUACAUUUGCCAACGUGCGCGUGUGUGUAUCAUUCUUGCACAUAAAUACCAGAGAUGGCUUUCUUUUUUCUCCUUCACUUUCGCGAACUUAUGUACAUAACGUCGUUACUUUUUCUCCGUUGGUGGUAGCUUCUCAUCCGGAAAGAAAGAAAUAAAAGAUAUGGAAGACUGACAAAUAUCGAUUUUAUUUAAAGAGAAACUUUCAGUUAAUUGUACGAUUUAGCGGCAACCGAGUCACGAGAUCGAACGCAAUCAUGCAAUGAACCACGAUCUUUUUUACGUUUUGUUUUUAAACGAAGGAAAUAUUGUUGUUAUUUAGUAAAUUAAUUGAUGUACACGUAUCUUUCGUAAUAUUCACCAGAGCCAACGAGGAUUUCUCGUAGCGUACGAUUCGCUGAUUUCUUUCGCCGUUUUCAAACACAUGAAACAGUUGAGCUUGGCAAUUAUUUGUAUAAGCGACGAAACGUGCUUCUUAAGGCUCCUGUUUCCUACAGCCGCGUUAAAUUAUGACAUAAGAAAGAUAAAUCAUUGGAAUCUCUUCUAUAUGUCGAGAUAUAUUAGCUUUUCGCGUGCCAUUACGUUAAGCAUAACAGAAAUCUUAUCUUAUCUUACUUUAUGCUUUUGCCUCCUGGCAAAAUUCUGACAUAAUGUUCAAGUAUUUAUUAACCAUCGUCUGUAUUACGUAUAAAAGGGAGAGGAUUGUUAUGGUUUAGAAUAUUUGAGGAUUAAUUUAAGGUAUUGAGAAUAUUUGUGUUCAUGAUAUCUAUAUAUGUUAAAUUACAACAUAUAUUCUCCAUAUGCUUUUGUGAUAAAUAUUUUAAAUUUUAUACGUCACGAUUUCUUGCAAUUCCUAAACAAAUAAUUUCAGAAUUAUGUAAUGACUUGGCUGCAUCAGAAUUAUAAAGCAUUACAUUAGUCUAGAAGCAGGAGAUUAGUAAAAACGUUGAGCUAGCACUUAGUGAUUAUAAAUACUUGGACAUUUUGUAUUAAAAGUGCACACGUUCUCUCUCUUUCUAGUACUUAAGAAGCGUGUUCUAUCGCAUAUAGGCCGUUAAUUGCGUAGUUUAAUUACUUUAUAUGCUCGUAGAAAGAAAAGUGAAAAGAAUCGCGAGCUCCUCGUGUAAGCUCAGCUGUGUCUUCGUGGAUCCUAUCUUGUUACCGAGGACAUUUAUCCUUAUAGCAACCGUUCAUUUUAAUACCACAAUUGCAUAUUGCGAGGAAAAAUAAAAAGAAAACGCAAUGCAAUGCGAGCUCCACCCGCAGGGACGCAAACAAUUUAAAAGAAUUGUUAAGGCCAAUUUUGUCUGUAAUUAUUAUCCAGAGCGAAGCGCAUAAGCUAUGGAAUUUUAAUCGGUUCAUCGUGGCUUGAUAAAAACUCUUCGCAAGUUAGAAAUUCGCAAUUGCAAAACGUCAAUUGAAUCACGAUUGAUCAGAUAUACUACAAUUUUGAACCUUCGAACCACAAUAUCGCUAAAGGAUUUCUUCCCACGAUGCUGCUGCAUAACAACUGCAAUCUCAUUCCGUAAGUUUAAUUAAGAGCGCAUCAAGUUCUCGAUGUCUAAUCUACUUUAUCUAUUUGAUACAACAAGAUUGUGUGGUUAAUAAUAAUACGAAUAAAGUGAUCCAAGCGUUUCUUCGAAGAGACAACUGUAUCUCUCUGUCGUCGCGGUCAUCAACCCCAAAUCCCAACGUCGUGUCUCGCGUCAGCUUCACUCACGAGAAGCGUGCGAUCUGUUUCCAUCUUGGAAAGGGGAAACGGGAUGCGAGCGGGAUCUACAAUCGCCUCCGCGAUUAAUUCGAGCGAAGUCACGCAUGAUGAUCCGCGUAUUUGCGCGUGGCUCAAGGGUCGGCGGGUCUUAUCCCACCCCCGUUUGCGAGGGGGUGCCUCGCGGAUACACGGCGCGGGAGGCACGCGCGAGAUGACGAUAACGUCUCUCUCUUUCGCGGAGAGCAUCGAUCGAAUCCUGCGCAUUCGGGGGAGGCUGGCCAUAUUACCCCCGCGGAUCUCCCCGAUCCCUUGAAACGCCGCCGUGGUCCCCGCUGCUGGUCGAUGCCGCGGAUCGACGGGUUCGCCUCCGCGAUUCUGGCUUCGCAGGCCGCGGUGUAGAUCGUACGGGAAUCGUCGUCAUCAUGCGGCUCCACAAUCCGGGUAGUUAGGUAGUCUCGCGUCUCCCCCGUCGUCGUCGUCGUCGUCGUUUCUCGACCUCUUCUCCGCCUUAUUAUUUUCUUUCUUUCUUUCCUUCUUGCGUCUUCAUGAAGCCUCGCUUUCGACCGGGGCCGUUUUUAGUUUAGUCUCUCAUUUUCGCGCUGCGCGAGGCUCGAAUCGUCGGGGAAUCGAGGAGCCGGGAUCUCCCAGGAGGAACAUCCGAGGCGGGCACCAGAUUCGCCAUUUGGUAAGCACGAUUGUCUCAUUGAUAAUGCCAGUACGAACUAAUCUGUAACAUUAAGGACUUUGAGACUUCUAUGUAAUGAGAGAGAGAAGCCCUCCCACCCUCCAUGCUCGAUCUACCCACAAACGCAUCCCCCUUGCACGUCCCCCUCGUUCCCCUCGUUACUAAUUUAACACAUUUUACUCACCACUGGCAUAUAUUCUCUGUAUUUGCAACACCUGCAAGACCCGGACGAUAAAAAUUUGGAUAGCCCGAAGUAAUGUCCGACACCCCAUUUAUCUCGCUGGGGAAUGCUAUACUUCACCCCCUACACCUCUUCAGUCACUGUACCCAGUUUACGUGCCGGGCCGCGUCUGUAAGGAAUUAAACAUAUCCGCCGUAGAAGCAACAGAUAGGGAGAAAUGGCGAAUUUCCGGGGAUUUUAUAUACCCACCUUCGGCGCAACGGUCAACGUCGCCUGGGAGACGUUGAAGGCCAUGUGGCCGGAGAACAGUCCGUGCAUGGAGCUGAUCCGCGGCGGCGGCGGCGUCGGCGGUGGCGGUAUGGGCCAGGGCCAUCCCCAAGGCCAGCCCGGCCAUGCCCAGUUCAAGUCCUUCGACGAGGGUCACGACAAUACCGAGAUGAUGACCAUGAACGGGGAUCGGGCGUAUCGAGAUCAGAACAAUGUCGGGAUCGCCGAGGACUCCUUCAGCUACCAGAGGAGCGGGGACAAAGUUCGAACCGGGAGCGUAAGCAGCGGUGAGUUCAGCGAGUACGACGAGGGUGGCGGAGAGUUCGGCGGGCCAGGUGUCAAGAUCAACGAGUGGCAAGCCGCUUGGAACGUUACAAAUGCCAUUCAGGGAAUGUUCAUCGUCUCUCUGCCGUUCGCCGUUCUACGUGGCGGUUACUGGGCGAUCGCCGCGAUGGUCGGGAUCGCGCAUAUCUGCUGCUACACCGGCAAGAUCCUGGUCGAGUGCCUGUACGAGCUGGACACGGUGACGGGGCAACGUGUGCGGGUACGAGAUUCGUACGUGGCCAUCGCCAAGGUGUGCUUCGGGCCGACGUGGGGCGCCCGCGCCGUCAACAUCGCGCAGAUCAUCGAGCUGCUGAUGACCUGCAUUCUGUACGUGGUCGUAUGCGGCGACCUGAUGAUCGGCACCUUUCCCGAGGGCGCGAUCGACACCCGCAGCUGGAUGAUGUUGAUCGGCAUAUUUCUGCUGCCGCUCGGCUUCCUCAAGUCCCUGCAGCACGUAUCCGUGUUGAGCUUCUGGUGCACAAUGUCUCACCUCUUCAUCAACGCGAUCAUCAUCGGUUACUGUCUCCUGGAGAUUGGUGACUGGGGCUGGUCGAAGGUGAAGUGGACGAUCGACAUAAAGAACUUCCCGAUCUCGCUCGGCGUCAUUGUCUUCAGCUAUACGUCGCAGAUCUUCCUGCCGACCCUCGAGGGCAAUCUCAUCGAUCGCUCCAAGUUCGACUGGAUGUUGAACUGGAGCCACAUCGCCGCGGCCGCGUUCAAGUCGCUCUUCGGCUGGAUCUGCUUCCUGACCUUUCAGAACGACACGCAGCAGGUGAUCACGAACAACCUGCACUCGGCCGGCUUCAAGGGCCUGGUGAACCUGUGCCUGGUCGUCAAAGCGGUGCUCUCGUACCCGCUGCCGUAUUACGCGGCCUGCGAGCUUCUCGAGCGCGCCUUCUUCCGCGGCCGGCCGAAGACGCUUUUCCCGACCAUCUGGACGGUGGAUCGCGAGCUCAAGGUCUGGGGCCUGGCCUGGCGGGUCGGCGUGAUCGUGUUUACCAUACUGAUGGCAAUCUUCAUACCGCACUUCAGCAUCCUGAUGGGCUUCAUCGGCUCCUUUACCGGCACCAUGCUCUCCUUCAUCUGGCCCUGCUACUUCCAUCUGAAACUGAAGAGGAACUCGAUGGAGUGGAGCGCCGUAGCGUACGAUUGCUUCGUCAUCUUCCUCGGUAUUCUCUUCGGCGUGAUCGGCGUCUACGAUUCCGGCUCCGCGCUGAUCGAUGCCUUCGAGAUCGGCCUGCCCUUCUGAGCGAUCUCGCGCCAGCUAGGUCCUUUUGUUGUUCUUGUCUCGCACCAAAAUGAUAUUGCCGAAACGUUCUCGAGCCGCUGAAAUAUUUGACUCUCGAAUUUCAACACGUUGCUCGGUACUCGUGCAAUAAUUGCUGAUGCAUGCGGGAGACUACAUAAAAUUCAAAACAGAAGAAUGGAUAAUUGAGAAUUUUGUGCUUUGGAAAAAAUUUGAAAUUUUUCUAAAUAACAUUCUGAUUAAUAAUCAACGAAGCUUGUUUUUUUACAAAGUGUACUAGUACCAAAUUUAAAAAAAAAAAUGUAUAUUAUUGCGAAGUCCUUUUUAACUAUAAACGCAAUUCUAAAAAUUUCAUAAAAUUAUAAGAAAUGUCUCUGAUUUUAAAACAUGUCAGUCGAGGAUCAAAUAUUUCACGUGCUCGAGGGUGAUUAAUUAGUAUGAGAAUUUUGCAUUGCGUGUAACUCUAUACCUAUUUCCUAUCACGCAUCAUUUUAACGUCUUUAUUAUUUUUACGAAAUGGCGCAAUUAUAUUUCUUAAAAACGAUCUUUAAUUGAUCAAGCCAGUAAAGUGUAAAAGCGUCUCCCCAUUCGUGUAAAAAUCUAUCGCACGAUCUGUGCUUUCGUAAUGGCACGUUUUAGUUUUUCACGUCGCAGAUUCACAUUUAACACACCAAUUUUCCCAGUUAUGAUAGCUUCGAGCGAGCUGACGUUUAGAGACGUGAAAAAUCAAAAUUAGACGAGAACGUACUAUUUUCUAAACCCAACUGUAGCGUUCUCUUUUUUCAGAAGGAAGAUUAUUGGCUCCUUAAGAGCCGUUAAAAAUUCCGUUGUACGUUUCACGUUUCGGCCGGGAUCGCGACGUUUCUAUAAAGCGAGGAAUUUAUCCAUUCGUCAAGUCUUCCAAUGCCCGAUUUAUGCAUUUGCAUUUCGGGAGCCUUUAGAUAAAAUGAGAGAUCAAACGCGCAUUGAACGUGUGACAAUAAAGCACGAUAAGUAACGAUGUCUUCCACGAUGCAGCAGCAAGCAGAGCGCAGCCUAACUAGUAGUUGACUACUGUUACAGUUUUCUGGAUUUUAUAAUUGUAUCGCUGCGGAGUUACAUACCCGUGUAAUAAUUUUUAUGCGACGCGUCGAAUUGUGAAUCGCGACGACGGGACGGACGAGCACGACUUUGUCAUGCUACGUUAGCGACAGCCUUUUAGCCGAUGAUGAAUCUGCCAAAUAACUUUUUGGAAUAAAGUAGUCCGCCGUGCGCCGUCCCGUCGCCGGAACAAACGAGACGCAAGACGAUGCGUGAACAGUUAUGUACAACCGAGUACAAUUAGUUAUAUAAUCCAACGUCUUCCAAGAUCGUAUAGAUCGUUAGUUUAAGGAGUAUAGACAAUGUAGUCGUUCCGUGAAACUGCAGAAUGCCGCGAUGGCUCGAGAAGUAUUUUAUAUACGGGAUACGUCUUGUAAAAAUUUAUUCUGUACGGACAAUUAGCAACGUGCUACAUUUUUUUUUCAAGAUCCAGAAAUGAGUUUAUAAAAUUUUGGACUCUUGACAUUUAUGGAUCCUCAAGAUAACUAAUGUUUAAUGGCGUGGAUGCUUGAUUUGAUAGAUUUUUAGAUUCACAGAUUAUAGACUCUUUGAAUAAUUGAAUUGGUUUUUGAUAAGCUUUUGGAUAUGUAAAUCUUUUAAAAAUACUCUUUCUAAAAAUCCUUGAGAUCUUGCUUUUUUUUCUUUCCUCAAAGCCACACGAGCGUUCUGCAGACACGGGAAAUUCGCAGGCUAACUAAAACGCGUUAAUAAUCGUGAAACGAGUCUUCCAAUAAUGUCUUCCAGAACGAUAAUAUUGAUAAAAAUAAUAACAAUAUCGCUAUAUGAUAAUGAUGUAUUACUAUUUAUUGAGCAAAGAAUCUUUGUCGAAUGAUAUUAAGCGUUAUAUUGAGAAUUGUAGACGUUAAGAGUUAACUCAUAAGUUACGGUCAUAUGCAUAAUUGAUGUUUCAUAUCAAUGAAUAUAUCAAUGACACAUAAUGUAAGUAAAGUCACGCUGUUCACGAAAUCAAUUUAGAUCGUUAACGAGGGAUCAUCCUACUCCAUUGUAUCAACAAUAAUGAUCAAAAGUGGUUGAAUGAGAAUUGCGUUGGUAUCUUCUCUUCGUGAUUAUCGAACGACGAUAGAUCGGUAAUGUUUGUCGUGUAAAAUUUAAUUUUGCUUUUUGAUAUAUCGUGCGAAACGAGAGAGAGAGAGAGCCUCCCAAUAAUGUCUUCCAGAAUCUCUCUUAUCGGCCUGAGAAAAAUAGAAUGCUGCAACAUAAAAUCCGUUGUAAAAUCCAGAGAAAUAGUUGUUCCAACUAGAUAAUGCUAAUCACGAUGAGAUACUUCGAGAUGAUGUUCUGACGCGGACGAAACCAAGCACGUAUAGGCUUCCAAAGCUCUUUUGCAGAAAUAUUCAUAUAUUUCGCGGCGUUUUCGCAAAGAGCAAACCUCAUCGGUGUGUUGUGUAGGCAGAAUAUACCUAUAAACGUUAUAAAAUGAUGUAAAGCGGCCUCCGUAUUAUGAAAAAAAAUAUGAAAUACAUUAUCCGUAUGAGUACGAGGAGUGAUAAUAUAUUAACAAAAUUUUA